AUGGAUAUGGAUAUGGAUAUGGAGUACUGUAAUGACACUGCCGACCCUGCUCAGAGUCACCAAGCUCAACUCCUUCAACCAAUCAAAUACAUAGUCUUCCACAUCCACUUUCGCCGCACAAUAAUUCUUCCUUCCCAGCUCGUCAUCGCAACAACCAGCAACAGUCAUGUGUUUCCCCGUGGCCACUACUUCACCCACCAUUCGAUCAUCACCAAAAGCAUGCUCAUCGGAAUGGGUAUGGACUUAAACCUCGUCCCUACCUUUGCCGCGCGCAUAGCAACUGACGCUUUGCAAAGAAUUAUCUUCUCCAACUCCAACUCCGACUUUCUCACUAUAUCUCUCCACAUCACUGCCUCAACUGAGUGCACUCCUAUUCGCCAACAGCAACAAGAAGCGAUGAUGGUUGAUCGUAGCUUCAGCGAGGCAAUGGACACCGUUCGGACUGUUCCGGCCACGCAAGACUCCAUACGGGCGCUCCAGGAGGAGUUAAACGACGUCGGUUUGGGUGGCAAGACUUGCAGCAUCUGUUUGGAGAAGAUGUCGUUUGGUGAUCGCAGAGUCGUAAAGAUGCCGUGUUCUCAUGCGUUUCACAAGGAUUGUAUUGUUCGGUGGCUGGAGACUAGUCACUUGUGCCCUUUGUGCCGCUACUCAAUGCCCACUACUUCAUCUUCGUCUCGAUGA
Messenger RNA from Humulus lupulus (European hop), 681 nucleotides. Its product is annotated as E3 ubiquitin-protein ligase SDIR1-like. The record is from RefSeq and is a predicted model, not a curated record. Gene Ontology annotation, molecular function: zinc ion binding. The transcript has a single exon. Lineage: Eukaryota; Viridiplantae; Streptophyta; Magnoliopsida; Rosales; Cannabaceae. The coding region runs from base 1 to 681 and encodes 226 amino acids.